This is a messenger RNA of Triticum urartu, 1323 nucleotides long. Lineage: Eukaryota; Viridiplantae; Streptophyta; Magnoliopsida; Poales; Poaceae. The record is from RefSeq and is a predicted model, not a curated record.
AUGGAGCUCGAACUAAAAAAUGCUACUAGCCGCUGUGAAUAUCUUGAGAAGGAGAAUGAAGCCAAAACGGCUGAACUUGGCAAGGCCUUGCGAGAGGCGAGAGAAGUGCGGUCUGAAUCCAGAGCAGCCCGUGAGGAGAUCCAGCAAGCUGGGGAGAUUGCGGCCCGACUAUCUACUGGACAUGGUCGGUCGGGCCAAAACGUGCCGCGUGCGCUAGUUCACGCGGUGACCACGGGUCAUGCCAGCCAAAUCUCGUGCUCUGGCACAUUCUCGUCCUUGUUCCGGCCUCUUCCCUCCGCGUCUCGACGCCUCUCCUUGUCCAGGAGCACCCCCGUGCUCAUUUGCAUCCUCUGGUGCCCAGGACCGCCUUAUCUCGUCGUCGUUCGGCCGCAAACGCCAUGCCCGUGCCGCGUCCAGCCCCUGUCCUCCAUUAGAGCCACGUUGGAGCUCGCCCAUGAUGCUCUAGUUCCCUCCCCUCGGCUAUUUAAGGAGUGCCCGACCUCCUCCGCAGCUCGUGCACCCCUCCCCCUCUCUUCUAGCUCACCGGAGCUCGCUGCCAGUGCCCCAACCGCCGCGGCCAUCGCCGGCCUCCUAUCGAUUCCGACCGCCCUAGUCCCCCUCCACUCCUCUAGGUCACACCAGGAGACCACCCCGACCCCGGCGCACCUCUCCCUCCACUCUCCCCGCCGCCGGAGCCCCUGUGGCCGCUGUCCCCUAGUCCGACCACCGCCUCCCCGCUUCUUUGUCGCCGCAAGAGCUCCGUCGCGCCGGCCCUUCCUGGUGCUGCUGCUGCGUCAGGUGGACGCGGCGCCGUCUCCCGAGCCCGCCGGUGGCCUCCUCUUGGCCGGAGGUGGCCGGAGCCGGCCAUAUCGCCGGCGCCCUCCCCUGCCUCGCCUCCUCUAUUUCGAUCAGGGGCAGGGCGAGGAGGAAGAAGACAGGGGCCAGGCAGGCCCCCUCCUCCUCGCGGACCCCACUCGUCAGCCACUGGGCGUUGACCAGCCCCGGGCCCACGCGCAUUUAAGUGAAAACGUAUGUGUUAGUUACGUUUUCCCCGAAGCAAAGCAUAUUCUGGAGCUCUUCGGCUAUUGGUCCCUGAACUUCUUCCUUCCGUAUCUCCGCGAUUGUAACUCCGAUCGAGGUGAAACCAACGCCCGCUUCUUCGUCUCAUCGAGAUCUUUCUGUUGGUGCCAUUUUCACUAGGUGGUCUCACUGUGAAAAUGACCUUUGUACCUUGCUUCUAACCAUCCCCUUCAAGAGAGAAGUAUGUCCGGCAUUUCGUUUUGUGGCUUCACCGCACUUCUUCCCGGAGUCUCCGUCACCCCC